Molecule: messenger RNA, 841 nt
Organism: Musca vetustissima
Lineage: Eukaryota; Metazoa; Arthropoda; Insecta; Diptera; Muscidae
Product: PH and SEC7 domain-containing protein-like
Exons: 4
Molecular function (GO): protein binding
Source: RefSeq, a predicted model, not a curated record
UUAUCUUAAAUUUUGCUUCUUAUUUUCCUUCCAGGUUGAAGCCGGUGAUGUUAUCCUCAAAGUAAAUGGCAUCGAUGUUCAUCAGUAUACAACGAAGGAGGUACUGAAAUGUUUACGAUUGUCCGAAGAUUUGGUAACAUUGGAACUGAAAAGAGAUCCCAAACUGAAGGCCCGCAUAAAGGAACAGCUAGCCAAUACAAAAAGUCCCCAUUAUAUAGAUAUUGAAACAUCACCCACUAACAAUUAUGAUUAUCAUAAUCAGCGUCAAAUAAGAUCAUCACCUCAGCAUCACCAUCACUAUCAGCAACAACAACAUCACGAAGCUGCCAACAACAGUAGUAGUAGUAAUAAUAGCAAUAGUAAAUUCCAAUAUGAUGUGACGACGACAACAACAACCACUCCCAAUCACUCACCUGCCUCAUCAUCGUCGCGCUAUAAAUCCUCAACCAACACGGCCACCACAAAUUUACCACGUCAUCAUGCCGCAGCAGCGGCCGCCGCCACCAAUUCCGCCAAUCAUAGUCGUAGUUCUUCGGCCUCAUCAAAUAAAAUACAAUUAGAGGGUGGUGGACCCAACACAGCCACCUCGCCCACAUCACGCAUACCCUCACGUAUACCGCAAGCCAAGAAAAGUAGCCAAAAACCUCAACAAUCGCCACAGCAUAAACGGCCCCGGCCCUCACAAAUACCCAAGGCUGCUGGUGGUGGUAUUAUGGGUACAUCAAUGACAUCUUCCAUAACAUCGACAGCGGCGUCCGAGUCUGGUGUCGUCACUGCUAACUCAACGAACAUAAAUGCUAUGGUGGUAGCGGAGGAGGUGGCCACCCCUCGACAAGACUAA